CCUCUCAGAGUUUCCAUAGACCAGGCGAAAAUAGAAACCACUUACCGCUCACAACAACCAAGAGCCCAACAUGUUUGGAAUACAGUGGGGCGACAUCAAGAUCGGGAAUACAUCAAACCAGCAAUCCCAGAAGAUUUCAGGAGUCAAAAUCAUUUUCUUGAUCUUAAUUGUUGAUAUUUGUUUGAUGAUGCCGAUUGAGUCUUCAAGGCCCGAUCAAAGGAGGUUGUUGAAGCGAAACUACUAUCAAAAGUACCGCAAGACAGCUCGAAGACAACCAAUCGCCGCCGAGGUGUCUCCGCUCCUUCCAAACACGAUCGCCUCAACACUCAAUCCCCUCGAGCAGGCAGACUUGGACUCGGCUUUGAGUCAUUUUGUCUAUCCAAAUCCUGUGGACAGCUUGCCUGACUUUUCUUAUGCUGGUUAUCGAUCUGGAAACGUCCCCAUUCCUUCGUUAGACAACAUCACCAUGACCAUUUCGCCUACCAAUGACGAGGACGAUCGGACGGAUGAAAUUCAAGCUGCGAUCGAUUCGUUGGCUGGAAACCCUGGCGUGAUCUUCUUUGAAGCAGGCACAUACCUCUUAUCGAGUAACAACAGCAUUCGUCUGCCCUCCUUUGUGGUCCUUAGAGGUCAAUCAAGCACGCCUUCCACAACAUUACUCCGAGUCUCAGGCCCGCCCAGAAAUCUGUUCGAGAUCGGGGAUCCUAAAGCCUCUGGAUCCUUGCGCCCAGAAGAAGGCAAGAGCGCAAUCAAUCAAGAUUACGUUGGUGUUGGAGCACAAUUCGUGGAGGUGGAGAACGCCUCCCAGUUCAAGGUUGGCCAAAGUAUUGCCGUACAUCGUCUGGCCACUCAAUCAUGGAUUGAUGCCAUGAAUAUGAGCAGUUUGGUCCGAAAUGGAAAACGAGAAGUCUGGCUUGCUCCCAACACUCCAGUCAACCAAGAGCGAGAGAUUGUAGCCAUCGAUGGAAAUCGGAUCAGUUGGGAAGUUCCUUUGACAGAUUCCAUCAACGUCUCAUUGUCUGAGAAUACUGCCAGUAUUGUUGCCUAUCAAGCACCAAUCCGAGUUCAACAGGCCGGAAUUGAGAACAUGGUGCUCACUCAAGUGCCUGAUUCAUCUAGCUUAGUGGUUGGGACCCCGACUAUCUUGCCGAUCAAGAUUGGGGGUGCAGAGGACUGCUGGAUCAAGAACAUCCAAAUCACGGGCUUCAUUGAAUUUUCCUAUCUGACCCAGCCUAGUCGAAGAAUCACGCUCUCCGAUUUCGUGAUCAUCCGGGAUGUUCCGACCUCAAACGGUGGAACAGGUGCUUUACCACUCGAUAUCACCAUGGGCGGAUCGCAAGCUCUGCUUCUACGAGGAAGAACACUUGGAAACCAGAAUACGGCCUCAUAUAUCGUCUCAACUGGUCGGCUAGCAGCCGGGCCGAAUGUUGUCUCUGGAUACAUUGCUACUGGAUCCGCUCACCAUAUGAUCGAACCUCAUCAGCGAUGGAGUACUGGGUUUUUAGUAGAGAACUCGCAUGUUGGGCAGAUCAACUUGAAAAAUCGUGGCAUCAUGGGCACCGGGGAAGUUGGCAUGAAAAGGCACGGGUGGGCCAUUGGCAACGGCGUGAUAUGGAGCUGUUCAGCAACCAAACUGACGGUCCAAAACCCACCGAUGUCGAGGAACUUCAAAGUGAAUUCGCAAGAAGUCGCCAAUUUCCAAAAUUUCCGACCAACCGCUCAAGCCCAACCACUUGACAGUCUGUAUCAGUUGCAACUAAGCGCAAGGAUCGGAGCCGCUGCGGCAGCACUCAUCUUCCAGACGGCCGACACCUUGCUUAAUCAACCGGCCAAUGGCAGCAUGCACAUGGUCCAGCAUACUGUGGACGUCGUGGACGCUUUACCAGUGUCCGAAAUACAUGCCUCAGCCGAAUCGCCCGCUCCUCAAGACGCCUUGGUUUCUGAUCUUGUUGAGGCCCUUUGA
This is a messenger RNA of Puccinia graminis f. sp. tritici CRL 75-36-700-3, 1963 nucleotides long. RefSeq lists its product as uncharacterized. The record is from RefSeq and is a predicted model, not a curated record. Bases 71 to 1963 code for a protein of 630 amino acids. NCBI's taxonomy places the organism in Eukaryota, Fungi, Basidiomycota, Pucciniomycetes, Pucciniales, Pucciniaceae. The transcript has 3 exons.